UGGGUGGUGUCGGCUUUUUGCGCCUUUAUUUCCAGUAGUGUGUGCGAUUGUAUUUGUUUUUAUCUCCCGCUACUCGCUUUGUUUAUAACAAAGUGUGCCUAACCAAGAGCAAAAUAUUAAGUAUGAGCAUAUUGCAAAGCAAGAAAAUGCAUCAAGUGCCAGUAGAAUGCAUUUGCGUGCAUUAAAAAAAAACUAGGUGUGAAAUGGCGAAAAUCAAUAACAAAGCAAACCCUCUUCAGCCGCAGCUGCGAAUAAGGUCAAAAUAAAACAGGAAAAAAAAGAAGUUUGUGUACGCCGCCGCUUUUAAUUCUAGGUAUUUUUUACAACAAUUUAUAAGCGCGACUCGUUUCAAACGCGACUUCACGAAGUUCCUUCAGUGUUAGUGUGUGUGUAUGUGCGUGCGUGCGAGUUUAUUUUGCGGUUUAAAGCAGAACAACAAAAAAAAUAAAAGAACCGACACCGACGCGUGAUUCAUACACCCAACUGAAAAGUCAGUAACAGCAGCCGCGGUUGUUAUUGCUGUUGUUGUUGUUGUUGUUGCUGCACACUGGCCCGUGCAUUGAACCAGCGACGUCGGCAGGCAACACACUGCUUCCUGCAGCAUUCGUUUAACAGUACCAUCAGCAGCAGCAGGCGGGGCAGAGCAGUGCAGCAGCAGCAGCGCUGCCAACAGCAGCACCCACAACAUGGAUAACAUUUGCGCCAUAGUCGAGUACGAGUAUGCGGCCAAGGAGCCGGACGAGUUGGAUCUACAUAAAGGUGCCAUCAUACAUCGCAUUAAGCAGAUGCCGGGCGGCUGGUGGCAGGGCACACUGAAGGCCAGCGGAAAGACGGGCAUGUUUCCGGAUAACUUUGUGCGCGUGCUGGACUCCCAAAGCACCAACAACAGCAGCAACAGCAAUGGGAAUCACAGUGGCGACGACAGCUCAUCGGUGCAAUUGAGGGACAAAUCGGAGACGUCAAAUCGGCGCUGCAAAGUCAUCUAUAGCUACACACAAGUGAACGACGACGAGCUGACGCUGGCCGUGGGUGAUGUCAUUGAAUUCCUAGGGGAGGUCGAGGAAGGCUGGUGGCGCGGUCGUCUGCGCACAAAAGUCGGCGUAUUUCCUUCAAAUUUUGUCCAACAUAUCGAACCAUCGCCUAUAUUGGCAUCCAAGCGGCCGCCAACGAUUGGAGCAACUGUAACAUCGGCAGCGUUGACCGCAAAAGCCAAUAAUAUAUCGUCAAACAUACCUACAACAACAACCACAGCAGCAGCACCAGCAGCAGCAGUAGCAGCAGCAGCAGCAACAACUACCACAACAACCAACAACCUAACAACGAAACAAACUCAACGUAAAAUCACGGCUUCAAAUAAUCAGGUGGUUGCUGAUGCGGGGGGCGAGGCGGGUGCAGCGGAUGCACCGCUGUUGCCACCGAAACCGCAUCGGGAUUUUUGUCGCGUCGAGUUCCCAUAUGCACCACAAAACGAAGAUGAAUUGGAUCUGAAAGUGGGGGACAUAAUCACAGUCAUUAGCAUGGAUUUGCCGGAUAAGGGCUGGUGGAAAGGGGAAUUGCGCGGCAAGGUGGGCGUGUUUCCGGAUAAUUUUGUUAAAUUACUGGCGCCAUCGGAAGUUGCGCCUUUGAAUGAGCCACCAACACCAACACCAGCAGCAGCGGGAGCGGCAACAACGCAGCAAACGCAACGCACGGCAUCGAGCAAGCCCAACAAUAGCAUAGCAAACGCCACUAGCCACAUGACCACCACGAGCGCCACAACGUUGACGCAGCAGAGCAGCAGCAGCAGUAGCAGCAAUCAGAGCAGCAGCAACGCCGCCUCCGCCACGACAGUAAACGUCUUCAUUAAGAAAACUGGCAGCACCCAGAAGACCUCCACGCAGAGUCGUAAGGAGAGUUUUGGCUCGCGCGAUUCCCUCAACGACAUACUGAGCGAAACGGGCCUGGCCAGCGGUAAUGUGGCUGCCCAGCGCAAAUCGCUGGAAAACAAAAAUCUGGAUCUGACCAAUCCGGUCAAAAAGCAACAGCAGCAGCAGACAAUAAUCACAACUACAACAGCGACAAGUUCAUCAGGCAUGGCCACAUCCGAGCUUCGAAAGAGUCUCGAUAAUAUUGAUGAUAAGGCCAAGUCGCCACCGCCACCGGUGCUCAGCAAUAAGCCAAAAGUUCCGAUGAAGAAGACACCCACUGGUGGUGUGACAAGCGCGGCAGGCAAUCUGCUGUCCAACAUGAUUAAGAAAAGCAGCGACAAUAAGCUGACCAGCACUGUUUCCCACGACCUGGCCGAUGGACUAGCUGGUAGCAAAUUGUCUCCCAGUCAUCUGCCCGAUAUAGGAGCCGCCGGUAAUGUCGUCAUGCGUCGUGCAGCUACAAUUGCUGUGGAGGAUACGGAUUUCGAUCGCGUGGAACGCAACACAAUGCUGACAGACAUGCGAGCCGAUCGCGUCAAGGCGCCCAAGCGUCGGCCACCCUCUUCGGCCAUCAAUGUGUUGGGCGAAAGCAACAAUAAUUCGGUGUAUGUGAAUGGCAGUGGCAUGGCGAGCAGCGCCAGUGAAUUGAGCGAAGAUGGAGGCUUGGGCAAGGCUACGGCAGCCGCUGCUGCCUCCUCUGAUGAUAAUUCCACUGGCGAGGAGCCGCAGCUGGCGAAACCCAAGAAAUGCGAAACGAAAAAGGCGCCCUGGUUAGUAGAGCUGAAGGCAUCGCAGGAAAAGAAAAAGACUACGCCCAGCGUGGAGCCACGUGGUGCCACAUUGGCGGAGCGCACAUCUAAGCUGGUCACAAACGAUGUCAGCUCCACAACUGCCUCAUCAUCAACAUCAUCAGCGGCCACAACAAUAAAAGUGCAAUCCUCGGCCGUGACCAGCUCGAGCAUAAUGCAGCAAUCGAUGUAUGUGGAGAGCAGUCAACGCAAGGAGUCUGUGACCACCGCAAGCAAUAGCAGCACUAGCACCAGCACCAGCACCACCAACAACGAUGCCAUCAUGUCGAAGAGCAUGUCAGCAAAGGCGGCGGCGCCAGCCGCCAGCAGCGAUGAGGAAACACGCGCCGCACGCCCCAAAAGCCUCUCCUUACGCAAUCGCAGCAUACAACCGCUGGCAAAAGCAGCCAACACAACCACCACCAGCAGCACUGUCGCCAGCAGCAGCAGCCAUGUGGCUAGCGAGGCGGCCAACACAAGCAGCGGCAGCAAUGCGAGUCCAGCGCCUGCAGCAUCCACAAAACUGCUCAACAAUCAUCAUCAGCCUAAUGUGGGGCACACCACAGGCGUUGGCGAGCCAACGCGCGUGCUCGAUCUGGAGCGCCGUGUGGACAAACUGGAGUCGAUGGUGCAGACCCAGCAGCGCACUAUCGAGGAGCUGAUACGUGCGUUGCGUGAGGAAACGGAUCGCGUGAAAUUGUUACGCGGCGAACUCGACAAAUAUGCGCAAAAACAACAGACGCGUCGUGGGAAAUUUGAUAAUUGGAUGUUUUAAAUGCCAACAGCAGCAAAUAAAAUUUUGAAUCCACUUGUGCUCAGAUGUACAGCAAAUCCUUUUAUUUUUGUGAUAAAUUAUAACAUACGUAUAUACAUACAUAUUAGAUUCAAUAUAACACGACUUGCAUUUCAAUAUUAAGAACAUGAAUAUUAUUACAAUAUUUUAUAUAAGCAAUGAUAUGUAAUUCUCGCUUAAAACUUUGCUGCCCUUAGAAAUGUUAAUCAAAU
Messenger RNA from Scaptodrosophila lebanonensis, 3700 nucleotides. RefSeq names its product CD2-associated protein (gene cindr). NCBI's taxonomy places the organism in Eukaryota, Metazoa, Arthropoda, Insecta, Diptera, Drosophilidae. Bases 687 to 3470 code for a protein of 927 amino acids. Gene Ontology annotation, molecular function: protein binding. The record is from RefSeq and is a predicted model, not a curated record. The transcript is spliced from 8 exons.